This is a messenger RNA of Lingula anatina, 2107 nucleotides long. RefSeq lists its product as uncharacterized. NCBI's taxonomy places the organism in Eukaryota, Metazoa, Brachiopoda, Lingulata, Lingulida, Lingulidae. The record is from RefSeq and is a predicted model, not a curated record.
GCGGGAGCGAAUAUUGCUGCCCAUAUUACACGUCAUCUGGUAGUUACAGAAGCUCGUUCUACUGUUUCGACUACUGCUGCGGGACAUCUACCAGUAAAUACUGCUGUUCCUCGUCCUAUGACAGAUACUACCCGAGUUAUUCCUAUAGUUGGUUAUGCCCAACUGCGACAAAAGUGAGCGGGGGUGAUUAUUGCUGCCCAUAUUACACAGAAGAUGGCACUUACACACCAGCGUUCUACUGUGAGCAAUACUGCUGCGGGACGUCUUUCAGUAAAUACUGCUGUGAAACGUCUCAUUGGAGACUCAUGACAGACAGUUAUCCGUUUACAUGGAACUGCCCCGCCGUCACAGCUAAUUCAGGAGAAUAUUGCUGCGCAUAUUACACGUCAUCUGGCAGGUUCAGAAGCUACUUCCACUGUCCCAAGUUCUGUUGCGGGACAUCUAUCAGUAAAUACUGCUGUACCUCAUCCUAUAACAGAUAUUAUAGGAGUUAUACCUCUCUUAUAAACUGCCCCGCCCCCUUAAAUACCUGGAUUAGCUGGAGCAGCUCGACUACUACAUCAGGCAGCAUAAAUGUUACCGGUGCUAUAGUUGGCUCUGUAGUCGGUUUCAUCGCCCUGUGUGUCAUCAUAGGAGUCGCCAUUGGUUGCAAAACCGGAUGCUGUGGAAAAAGGAGACGGACAGUGACCAGACCCCCGGGUUAUGGCAUAGCAACGUUGAACACGCCGCCGACUACGCAAGAUUCCUCAGUCGGGUACGCCCCACCACCAACAAAUACAGCGUAUGGGCCAGGAAUACCUCAACCGAAUGAGGCUUAUGAACCAGAAAAACAGCCACCGUAUACAGGGCCAGGAAGUCACCCUGAACAGCCGCCAGACGCAGAGCUUGGGCCAGGAAUUCCACCUCCCAGUAACGCAUUUGGAGCAGGAUCGCCACCCGAUGGAGAAGCAGCACCACUGGACGGUUAUGAUGCUCCCCCUCCCCCAUACCCAGGCACAGAUGAUACUUACGCCCUACUCCAACGUUAAUUCAUCUGGCGCAGAUAAACUUCAAUGACUACAGUGUGCCGGGUGUGGCAGGAGUGGUAGUCAAGGGAAUGGAAGCAAAUUUCGAGCCCACGCUUGAAUUAAGCGUACAAAAUUAUAUUAGUUUAGGACAUUCAUCUCAUAUGUAUAUGUAAAGGUACAUAACAAUAUGAUUAGUACAGGUUGGGGUUAAUCGAGGUAUUGGUGUUAGUAUAUGGGACGAAUGCCACCUGUACAAAGUAAUGGGGAACGGACUAUGGUUUCUAGCGGACUACCAUUCUUGUCACAAUUGCUGACUACGGGCCUGUGAAGCAAGUUUCCUUUAAUUGGUGUUUUAAACCAAAUGAAUAUAAAGGGAUUUAUGUCUAACUCUGAAUGUGUAUCCGGUGUUAGUUUCUUAAACAGUGCCUGGUGAUUGCAGCUUUUCUGUAUAUAGAAGAGAUUGUCGUCAAUUGCUUAUGUAUUCAAGAAAGUGAUUAGACCUUAUGUGUUUAUAUAUAGUUCCCCAUAUCUUUUACUGAGUAUUAGUCCAAUCAUUAAAUUAACUGGAGCUUGAAUUCUUCGUGCAAAUGUAAAUUCAGCAAAUAUAUUGAUGACCAAAAUGUGAUUGGACACCACCAAAUGUGAUUUUAUAUAUCAGACUGCUUGUUAUAUUUUUUUGUUUGAGUGAUUAUUUCGUGUCUGUUGUUAAACUUAACAUAAGAUGUACCGUUUCGAUGGCCUUGUCUUACCGAGAGUUUUUUUAAAGUUAAUGUUUUGAUGUAAAUUAAUCUAUCCAUGUCGAUUAAUGAGUAUUAAGGUAGGACUUUAAAAAAUAUGGAGAAAAACUGCUGUGAACUUUUUGAACUUUUAAUUAAAUGAUAUUAAGGUUUUCCUUUUUAUAUAAUGUAUAAGUUACCGAAUUAUGAAUGUUUUUUCAUCAUUUAAGUGACGUGGGUCCCACUUACAAAAUAAUGUGUUUUAUUUAACUUUUAAGUAAAAUAAUGAAUAUUUCUAUGGCUUUCUUUGAAUUCAAGUCAUAUAUUUUUGUUACGAUAUAUGUUUCCUUUUUAUUUUUAAACCAAAUCUCUGUCUGGCAAAGU